AUGGCAAAGAGAAAGAGUAAGACACAAGAUAUAGAGCGUCGUAAGAAACUCAAGAGUGAGCAAGAUGCACAACUAUCCACCGGUGUUUUUGGCGACAUCAGCGAUAACGAUGAGGAAGAGAUUGGACCAAACUGGGACAAUGAAGAACAAGAUUAUGAGCUCAAACCGAGAAGAGUAUUAAAGGAGAAAGAAAUGGUUGAGUCAUUACCCAUUAAGCGUGAAGAUGGAACAAUUGAACGUGUGAUGCGUGAAGUGGAAAAGAAGGACGAUGAAGAUCAAGAAGAAGAAUCCGAAGAUGAAGAUGAAGAAGAAGAAGAAGAAGAAAGUCAGCUAGAUGGAGAGAAAAGCAAUGAAGAUCAAGAAGAAUCCGAAGAUGAAGAUGCACAUUUGACACCACAAGAAAGAUUAGUUAAAACGAAAGAGGAAAUAGCAGAACUAGCUUCAAAGCUUAUUGAAAAUCCCGAAGAGAACGUUGCUUGUUUAACACGGUUACGUAAAAUGUCAGAAUCACGUAACUUCAUGACCUCACAAUUGGCUGUAAUGGCGUUGAUCCCCAUUUUCAAAUCACUUGCACCAUCGUAUCGAAUCAGACCACUAACAGAAAUGGAAAAACGGGAAAAAGUCUCACGAGAAGUUACUAGGUUAAGAACAUUUGAACAAAGCUUGGUUGUAAACUACAAAGCAUAUAUUGACUUGCUCUCAACUCACGCCAAAAUUUCAUAUUCCAAUUCGGAAAAUAGAAAGGAUAAGAUGACGAGCGAAAUGCUCAAGAGAGGCAAUUUGGCGGCAAAAGCUGCACAAGAACUUUGUCUCUCAUCAUUACGUCAUUUCAAUUAUCGUGUGGAAUUAUUCACCAUUAUAAUCAAAAGACUCAAUCGAAAACCAACACAUCCAGAUGAUCUUGCUGUGUUUAAUAAAUCAAUACAAGUAUUAGACUCCUUGCUACAAGAAGACGCAGACCGUGGUGAUCUUUCAGUUGACAUAAUUAGAAUUAUGACCAAAUCAAUAAAGGACAAGAGAUUCCGAGUCGAUGAGGCAGUGAUUAAUGUCUUUCUCAAUGCCUCCUUGCUUGACGAUUAUGACCCAAACAACAAUCGAGAAGCACCAAAACAUGUACAAAAAAAGGACCGAGUACAUUUAUCAAAGAAGCAAAGAAAACAACGUAAGGAGACAAAGGCCAUCGAAGAGGAAAUGAAAGCUGCAGAGACAUCCAUCACAGUUGAACAGCGAGAAAAGAACCAGGCAAAUGUGUUGAAAAUGAUUUUGCAAACCUACUUGUUGGUUCUUCAAGCAAAUGAGAUACCGCUUCUCUCAUGUGUUUUGGAAGGGUUAACGCGCUUUGGUAGAAUGUCCAAUCUCGAAAUGUUGGGUGACUACUUACAAGUGCUUCGUGAAAUCGUUGCAAAUAUAUUCGAGGAGCACGAAGUUGAAGGUGGUCUUUUCACAGAAGAUGAAUUAAGAACAAUCCUUUUGUGCAUCUCUUCAUCAUUCCAACUUGUACAAAUUGGUCAAAAAAUUCCAUUCCAAAUCGAUUUAAAUUUCUUUGUGCAAUCGUAUUUCAGGGUCCUUACCAAUUGUCUUGGGGGCCAACAAGUUGGCAAACAGCUCCUUAUAUGCCUUGACCAUAUUGCCAAGACUCAGAACAAGAACCGAAAUAGUUUGAAUAUUGCGGCAAUUGUGAAAAGAGUUUACACGUUGCUAUUGCAAAGUCCCGAGAGGAGCAGUAUCUUGUUGAUCAAGUAUUUGGGCAAACUCAAUAGAUUCGAUUUGGGCCAUUUGUAUACAACAGAGGAUAAAGUCGUUACUGGUGGUAGUUACAAAGCCGAGGAAGCGGAGAUUGAAAGGUGCAAUAUUGGCGCUGCAACAAUAUGGGAGAAUGUGUUAUUGGAUGCCCAUUACUGUCCUGCUAUAAAAGAUGGAAGCCGGUCGUUGAUGAAGAUGUAUAAGAGUGAGAGAAGUUGA
Molecule: messenger RNA, 1962 nt
Organism: Lodderomyces elongisporus
Lineage: Eukaryota; Fungi; Ascomycota; Pichiomycetes; Serinales; Debaryomycetaceae
Exons: 1
Coding region: 1-1962 (653 amino acids)
Biological process (GO): DNA replication initiation
Cellular component (GO): nucleolus
Molecular function (GO): chromatin binding
Source: RefSeq, a predicted model, not a curated record